AUGGCUUCGAAUUUCAUGAUUAUGAUGAUUUUGGGAACUUUAGUGUACACAACUUCUGCUCGAAAGCUUAUUGGAUUAGAUACACGCUCAUUUGGAAGCGGAGAAUUAGGUCUUCCUGAUGAUAAUAAUAAUAAUAAUAAUGUUCCACAAGUUAGAGGCUCAUUUGGAGGCGGAGGUGGUGGUGGAGGACAUGUUGGUCCUGGUGGCAUAGACUUCGGAGUAGGUAUUGGUGGUGGAGGUGAAAUAAGUGUACCCGGUGUUGGGUCAAUUGGCGGUGGUGGUGGCGGCGGAAUAGGUGGAGGCAUUGGCCGAGAUGGUUCAAUGUAUAUGGGAGGUGGCGGAGGUGGAGGUAUUGGUGGUCAAAUCGGUAAUGUAGGCUUUGGGGGCGGGCAAGGGUUUGGUGGUGGCCAAAGUUUUGAGGGAAUUCACUAUUAA
Molecule: messenger RNA, 435 nt
Organism: Capsicum annuum
Lineage: Eukaryota; Viridiplantae; Streptophyta; Magnoliopsida; Solanales; Solanaceae
Product: glycine-rich cell wall structural protein 1.8-like
Exons: 1
Coding region: 1-435 (144 amino acids)
Source: RefSeq, a predicted model, not a curated record